AUGGAAAAUUACGCCUGGCUCAAGGAGGAGCUGCAGAGCAUUAGCUGUCACUACGUUUACACAAGCGACUCCUACAUGCAGGCAUGGCAGACGAGUCAUCCGGCCGAGGAACUGCCCCCGCGGGCGCUACCUGAUGAGCUCAUUGACGAACUUGUCAAUAACCAGAAGAAUCGUAGGAUUGAGACUUAUUUGAAGCAACUCGCCGACGCUGGCUUUGGCAUGGCCCCAUGCUCCGACCUGGCGCAAACCACAAGUGAGGAUCUAGACGGUGAUGCCCGGCCUCAAUCCCCAGAGGAAGACACAAAAUCGGACAAAAGCGCUUCUUCGAGUCACAUGAGCAUAGAGGAGAUACCCCGACGUCCUUUAUCAGCACUACCACACUGGCGCUCCGCUACUACACACUGCCGCCGUCGAUCGACUGGCGGUAUCAGAGAAGAAAUAUUUGCGAGAAGUGCAAAAUAG
Messenger RNA from Akanthomyces muscarius, 462 nucleotides. RefSeq lists its product as uncharacterized. The record is from RefSeq and is a predicted model, not a curated record. Bases 1 to 462 code for a protein of 153 amino acids. Lineage: Eukaryota; Fungi; Ascomycota; Sordariomycetes; Hypocreales; Cordycipitaceae. The transcript has 2 exons.